Molecule: messenger RNA, 702 nt
Organism: Ogataea philodendri
Lineage: Eukaryota; Fungi; Ascomycota; Pichiomycetes; Pichiales; Pichiaceae
Exons: 1
Coding region: 1-702 (233 amino acids)
Source: RefSeq, a predicted model, not a curated record
AUGUCGUUUUUAAACACAUCUGUGCAACUGCUGUACAUCAGUGGUACGAGGGUUCCACUACUGUUGGAUGAGGAUUUGAUCACUAAUGGACUGGGCGAAGAUCCAGCCCACGUCAGAAUUGGAAACUUCAGGAACUACAUCUUUGAUCAUUGGGAGGAGCUCGUCAACAGCGGAUCGCAUGGCGGGAUGGAAACCAGCAACUCGGAUCCCGUUCCGGAGGUGGAGGAGCAGGUACAACUGAUACAUCUGGGCAGCAGACUGGACCCAAACGAGCUAUUGAGCACUUUAAACUUCGGCCUUUCUCCGAUUGUCCACAUCAUAGUGAAACCCUUUGACCAGUUGCCAGCUAAUUCACACAAAGAUCGGAUUAUUGACCUGAAGCUUUCGGCCAAUAGCCGAAUCAAUCUCCGCACUAAUAAACGGCGAGGAUCUACCUCAAAUACCCCUGUCCCGCAAUUUGUUCCGCAACCCAAGAUUGCCACUUCCGUCACCCACCAGGAAGACGUGAACUCACAGGCCAAAAGAUCCAACGAGCUUUCGGAACUAUCGAAAACUCACACAGAAAACAUUCCGUCUGAAGACAUGACUGCAAAAGACAACGCCCCUGAACAACCCAUCGCUCGCUCAUCGAACCACGACGCCCAUUCACCACCUAACCUACCUUCUGAGUCUUCCAAGUCCGGUUGCUGUAUUAUUGUUUAG